AUCUUGCUGGGUCAGAAAUACAACCAUUCUGUUGACUGGUGGUCCUUUGGCGUCCUCCUCUAUGAAAUGCUAAUUGGUCAGUCACCUUUCCACGGGCAAGAUGAAGAAGAGCUCUUCCACUCCAUCCGCAUGGACAACCCCUUUUACCCCCGAUGGCUGGAGAGGGAGGCUAAGGACCUUUUAGUGAAGCUUUUUGUGAGGGAACCUGAAAAGAGGCUGGGAGUAAGGGGAGACAUCCGACAGCACCCUUUGUUUCGGGAGAUCAAUUGGGAAGAGCUUGAAAGAAAGGAGAUUGACCCACCAUUCAGGCCUAAAGUGAAAUCACCAUAUGACUGCAGCAAUUUCGACAAGGAAUUCUUAAAUGAGAAACCCCGGCUGUCAUUCGCCGACAGAGCACUGAUCAACAGUAUGGACCAGAACAUGUUCAGAAACUUUUCUUUCAUUAACCCGGGAAUGGAGACGCUGAUAUCCUGAAUCCCAUCUUCAGACACGCGAAGGAAUUUGCCUUCUCUCUGUGAACUGGUUCGAGUGACACUCCUUGGGUUCCUUUUCAACUUGGGAAAGAAAAGAAACACUCAACAAUAAAGGCUGAGGCCUUUCAGCUCCUCACUGACUUUGCAUCUGUAGCAGAAACCAACUCAACUUCACUAAUGACACCACCUUUGGUUUCUCUGAUCUUUCACGGCUAUUCUUGAAGUUAGGUCAUGACUAACCAUAGUUAUUUACUUGAAAGAUGGUUCUUCGCACUGGGAAAGAUGUGAAAACUUAAUUCUGCUCUAA
Molecule: messenger RNA, 780 nt
Organism: Myotis lucifugus (little brown bat)
Lineage: Eukaryota; Metazoa; Chordata; Mammalia; Chiroptera; Vespertilionidae
Product: protein kinase C theta type-like
Exons: 3
Biological process (GO): protein phosphorylation
Molecular function (GO): ATP binding; protein serine/threonine kinase activity
Source: RefSeq, a predicted model, not a curated record